UGGAAUAAACAUAAAAUGAGGAUCGUAUUUUAUUUACUGCUGAUGCUAGGAGUGGGACGAUGCACAAAAAAACCAAACUUUGAGACAAAGACUGUUGGUGUUGGAGUUUCUGUGGAGCUGACAUGUCCCCGCAAGUCUUCGGGAAGCUUGUUUUGGAUCAGGAUUGAUUCUGGAGACUUUCCUGAAGUCUUAAGAAAGACAUUUAGCCUUAAGAGUAAUGAUCGCAUCACAGCUACAGAAGAGCGUGAACUAUUUGUUCUACAUAUUAAAGAAGCAAAGCUAAGUGAUGCUGCGGUCUACUACUGUAUUCAAAUAAGCCAACAGAACAUCAGAUUCCUGACACAAACUGACCUAAGAGUUAAAGAACCUGAAAUCACUGCAGUUUCUCCAACUGAUCCAGUCCGUCCUGGAGACUCUGUGACUCUGCAGUGUUCAAUUCUCUCCGACUUCGAGAACAAAACACGACCAGAGGAACAACAUCUGUGCUGUUUCAAGGCUUUUAAUCAAAGUUUUAAUAAUACUCGAGGAAACGGUGUUGAAGUACAUGAAAAGGAACCAGGUGGACCCUCAAAAAAGAAAUGUGUCUACAGCUUCUACAAGACAUGUGACUGCGAUGUGGCCACAUGUGAGGACAUCAUUUCUGGAAAUGGAUCAGAACUCAACACUACAGACUUCAUGUUGAAUCAGCAGCAGAACAAUACCAUCAUCUCUCUGUUAGGUGCUGCUUUGGCUAUAUGUGUGAUUGUUAUCGCCUAC
Messenger RNA from Trematomus bernacchii (emerald rockcod), 756 nucleotides. RefSeq lists its product as uncharacterized. NCBI's taxonomy places the organism in Eukaryota, Metazoa, Chordata, Actinopteri, Perciformes, Nototheniidae. Gene Ontology annotation, biological process: response to bacterium. The annotation marks the transcript as partial. The transcript is spliced from 4 exons. The record is from RefSeq and is a predicted model, not a curated record.